Messenger RNA from Gossypium arboreum, 1381 nucleotides. Its product is annotated as 3-isopropylmalate dehydratase small subunit 1. Lineage: Eukaryota; Viridiplantae; Streptophyta; Magnoliopsida; Malvales; Malvaceae. The record is from RefSeq and is a predicted model, not a curated record. Bases 253 to 1032 code for a protein of 259 amino acids. Gene Ontology annotation, molecular function: hydro-lyase activity. The transcript has 3 exons.
UAAGAGACGAAGCAAAUUCAAAGGAAACUUUUUAAAAUUCAUUUAUAAACACAUGUAUCCUUACAUUUUCAGCAAUGCACUUGGAAGCAUUUUAGAGCCGCCAUUGACUGACCUCACUGCUGCUCACAUUUCCCCCCUAUCAGAGAAUAUUGCUUUCCGUUACCUGGUGAAAGUUGAAGUUGGCAUCAAGCAUAACACUAGGCCAAAAUUCCAACAUAUUGCUGCCUUUGUAUUAGACGUAUUAAUCUAAUAAUGGCUGUCUCUCUGUCUCAUGUUUCAUACUCAUCCACCUUCACCUCUUCAGCAUCAAAAACCAGAGUCUCCGGACCUUCUCUCUCCCCUCAUUCCAUCAAAGUUCCCACCUUCUCGUCUUUGACUGUCAAACCCCUAAAUUCUAGCUUCACCCCACAUGGCGCACAUGCGAUCACCAUUGCGCCACAUGCCACCUCCACCCCCUCUUCCAUUCCUUCUGACACCUCAACUACAACCUUUCAUGGCCUUUGUUACGUUGUUGGUGAUAAUAUUGACACAGACCAAAUAAUUCCCGCUGAAUACCUUACGUUGGUUCCUUCAAACCCAGAUGAGUAUGAGAAAUUGGGCUCAUAUGCUCUUAUUGGCCUCCCUUCAUCAUAUGCUACACGUUUUAUUGAACCAAAUGAGACUAAGACCAAAUACUCCAUCGUGAUAGGUGGUGCUAACUUUGGCUGUGGGUCCUCGCGUGAGCAUGCACCUGUUGCACUUGGAGCUGCAGGGGCAAAGGCAGUUGUGGCUGAAUCGUAUGCAAGAAUAUUUUUCAGGAAUUCUGUAGCAACUGGGGAAGUUUAUCCACUAGAAUCAGAAGUGAGAAUAUGUGAGGAGUGUAGGACUGGGGAUGUGGUGACAAUUGAGUUGGGUGAGAGCCGUUUGAUCAAUCAUACCACCGGAAAAGAGUAUAAACUAAAGCCCAUUGGAGAUGCUGGGCCAGUCAUUGAGGCUGGAGGGAUCUUUGCAUAUGCAAGGAAAACAGGGAUGAUUCCAUCUCAGUCAAAGUAAAAUACAGGGGCGUUAUAGGAGGAGCACUUGGUUCUCGUAAAUGUCUCUCUAGUUUGUAAGCUCCUAAUAGUUUAGGCACAUCGGAUCAAUGCUCACCUUUUUUUUUCCCUUGUAUUGUUCUAUUUCUGUUGAAAAAUAUUAGCCGGUCUUUUUCAUACAAUUAUAUUUAUCUUAUUUACCUUUUUUGAGGGUUACCCUAGUUUUUAUCUGGCAAAAUAUAUAAAUGUCGUUGCUCUUUGUUACUAUAAACUGUUGUUGAAGUUCUACAUGAAGGCACUUUUGGCUUGUAGGAAGUAAUGUAAUGGUUGAUAUUGAAUAAUACAGCAUCAUAUUACCUGCUGUUUUUAAA